This is a messenger RNA of Yamadazyma tenuis ATCC 10573, 341 nucleotides long. RefSeq lists its product as uncharacterized. Lineage: Eukaryota; Fungi; Ascomycota; Pichiomycetes; Serinales; Debaryomycetaceae. The record is from RefSeq and is a predicted model, not a curated record. Gene Ontology annotation, biological process: intracellular transport; protein secretion.
UCUUCUCAACACUAAACCAAUGUCUGCGUUGUUCAACUUCCAGUCUCUCUUGCAGGUGAUUCUCCUUUUAAUAUGUACGUGUACUUACGUCCACGCCACUUGGCCCAGUAUCUUAGAUAGAAACAAAACAGGAGUGUUUGGGGUGUUUUGGAAGUUUGCCCGAGUCGGUGAACGGUUGAGCCCGUACGUCAGUCUCGGGUUGGUGGUGAUGGCCGUGAAACAGGUCUGGACAUGAAAUCGGCUGGCGGUAUAUGCCUUGUACACUAUUAUAUUUAGUACCCGUGAAAGCAUUGGAUAAAUCUAUACAUUCCUAACUACUAAAUGCACAUUACGGAUGUCGA